Larimichthys crocea (large yellow croaker) is the source of this 3636-nucleotide messenger RNA. RefSeq names its product parathyroid hormone 2 receptor a (gene pth2ra). Gene Ontology annotation, biological process: adenylate cyclase-modulating G protein-coupled receptor signaling pathway; cell surface receptor signaling pathway. The record is from RefSeq and is a predicted model, not a curated record. NCBI's taxonomy places the organism in Eukaryota, Metazoa, Chordata, Actinopteri, Sciaenidae. The coding region runs from base 435 to 2105 and encodes 556 amino acids. Gene Ontology annotation, cellular component: plasma membrane. Gene Ontology annotation, molecular function: peptide hormone binding; G protein-coupled peptide receptor activity; parathyroid hormone receptor activity. The transcript is spliced from 13 exons.
GGCUCUACAGGCUGAUGGGAUUUUUCACACAGUAGAUUACAUUUUCAAUGUGACACGUGAAGCAAAUUUUUCCCUCCCCUCGCGCUUUUUGCUGGGUGCUGCUUCAUGUGGUGUGCAGUGAAAAACAACAAAGACUAACAGGGAUUUCUUGUGCCGGCGUGCGUCCUGGGCUCUCCCCCUGCAGAGGCAGCGAUGAGACGGCGCUCACUUCUGAGAAAUCAUUUCAGAGAACCUUUCUGAGCAAAGCAUCAACUGAGAGAGAGACAGAGAGAGAGGGAGAGAGAGAGAGAGAGAAACACUUAGUAUCUGAUGAUGUUUCCGACCCGCAGCUCAGUUCUCAACUUAAAACGAUGAAACUUUCCAAUGAUGUGAAUGUCUUACUAAACGAUGAGACGUUUAUCUCGAGGUUGCUUAAGCUCAAAUGAAGCGUUAUUAUGACACUGCUGGAGAUGAAGACAGACCGACGAACUAUGAAGUUUUGCGUGUGGAUAUUAGUCUUAAACUUUUUCUUAUGCUGGACUUUGGUUGACGCACAGAUGGGGUUUGAUGGUCCUCUCUCUGCACAGGAGCAGAUGUACAUCCUUUAUGAAAUCAAACUGCAGUGCUACCAGAACCUCUCCAACAUUGACCCUGGGUCCACAGAUGAGACGUGCCCUCCAGACUGGGACGGUCUUAUUUGUUGGCCCCAUGGCUCCCCUGGGCUGGUUACCAAAGUUCCCUGCCCAUCUUACAUCUAUGACUUCAAUCACAAAGGACACGCUUACAGGAAGUGUGACGUCAAUGGUUCCUGGGUGUUUGUCGACCGCUGGAACAAAACAUGGACCAAUUACUCAGAGUGUCUGCGCUUCCUUCAGCCCAGUGAUGAGGAAGGGAGACAAGACUUCUUUGAGCGGCUUUAUGUCAUGUAUACCAUUGGCUACGCUGUGUCGUUCAGCUCUCUCCUGGUGGCCAUCUUCAUCAUUGGAUACUUCAGACGUCUUCACUGCACCAGAAAUUACAUCCACAUGCACCUGUUUGUUUCCUUCAUGUUACGAGCCGUCAGCAUCUUUAUAAAGGACAAAGUCGUCCAUUCCAGUGCUGGAUUGCAGGACUUUGAUUCUGCACUGCUGGACAACUUACAGACAGUUAGCAUGGCUCCGCUGGACAAGUCUCAGUAUAUUGGCUGCAAGGUGACAGUGCUGCUCUUCAUCUAUUUUCUGGCCACCAACUACUACUGGAUUCUGGUAGAAGGCCUCUACCUCCACAGCCUCAUCUUCAUGGCCUUCCGAUCAGACUCCAAGUACCUCUGGGGCUUCAUACUAAUAGGAUGGGGAGUUCCAGCUGUUUUUGUGGCAGUGUGGGCGAUCGUCAGGGCAACACUAGCGGAUGCCAGGUGUUGGGAGUUAAGCGCUGGUAACAUUAAGUGGAUCUACCAGGUUCCCAUCCUCACAGCCAUUGGGCUCAACUUCAUCUUGUUCGUAAACAUCGUACGAGUGCUGGCCACUAAAAUUCGAGAGACAAACGCAGGGAGAUACGACACCAGGAAGCAGUACAGGAAAUUGGCAAAGUCCACCCUUGUGCUAGUGCUGGUGUUUGGCAUCCACUACAUCAUCUUUGUUGGGAUGCCUCAUACAUUUGAGGGACUGAGCUGGGAAGUGCGCAUGUACUGCGAGCUGUUCUUCAACUCAUUUCAGGGUUUCUUUGUGUCCAUUAUCUACUGCUACUGCAACGGAGAGGUUCAGACCGAGAUAAAGAAAACAUGGACACGCUGGAACCUGGCCUUUGAAUGGGAGGGCCCUGUGGUCUGCGGUCGCUACCGUUACGGCUCUGUCGUUGUCGGCCUUAACAACAACAACAGCACCAGCAGCCAGUCCCACCUGGCAGGAGGUGGACUUUCCACACGUUCUACCACACUUGUUUCAAGCCGUGUCUAUCGGAGCACAGGCCCUCCCGUGGUCAGCAUGCACGCCACCCUCCCAGGAUAUGUGAUCGGUAGCUCAGACCCAUCCAUACCUGAAGAACCUGAGGACAGCGGCCCCAAGCAGGUGGAUGAUAUCUCGCUGAAGGAAAAUAUGAUGGUUCUUAGUCCCACUGCAACCGCUGAAGAUGAGGAGGAAACACUGUAGCAGUUGUAAAAAUGUGGCAGAGACUGAUGAAAGGUUUACAGGUGCUGCUAAUCCAGUCUCAAACUCUAAGGAAGGUAUCAAAGGCAAACACGCACAAGAAAUCAAAAAGUGUCUUGAACUCUUGAACUUAAAAAAAAAAACAAGUAAUAAAACCACAGAUAAAUUUCAGCGCGGCAUGCCAUGUCAUGUCAGUGAUCUGUUUGAUAAUACCACUAAGAGUCGCCAUAAUCUGAAAUUCUUAAACUGUACACAAUUGAGAAGAAAACAGGAUCAUGGUUGAAAAAUAAAAAGAACAUCAAUAGUAUCCGACACGGACCAUGAACCUGAGCAACCGGUACUGAAAGCCUUAGUGCUAAAUGUCUAAAUCGCUAAUGUAGAUUGUUUACAUAUUUGAAGGAGGCAGGAAUACCGGGGGCCAAAAGGCAAAAUGCAACUCAUGACUGAAGACAAUCAUCUUUCACUCUCACUCUCAGAAGCUUAGAAAUGAAACAGGAAUGUGAAACUGAAACUGAAACCACUUCUGUGCACGUAUGUAGAUUUUAAAAAGAACUUAUUAUUUAAACAAAAGACCCUUUAUUUUUCAAAGGGGAGGCCAUUGUGCCCUUUAUUGUGAAUAAUGCAAGAUAUCCUGUUGCUUUGACUGUGGUGGUCUGAUUUUUUUAAUUUUCAGUGAUUUCAGUAGCAUGUACUUGUGUUUUUUUGCUGUUACCUUGAUUGUAUAUAACUAGGGUACCACAGCAGAGUAUAAUGAAAAGGCAGAGCUGGAAAAAAGCACAUAGAAACACUUGUUCUUAAGAAUAUACAAAGAAAUAAGUGUAACUUGAGGAAAUCAGGUUAUAAUAAAAAAAGCUGAUUCUUCCUUAAAAAGUUGUGGCAGCUGUAGAAUAACACUGAUCUCAUGGAAGGAGUGUUGAUGAACCUUUGUUCUUGCCAACAGAUGUUCCCUGAUUUUGAACAUACAAGAUAACACUAAAUGGGAUUUUUCUUUACGUGUCAAAGCUGCAUAAAAAUGUAACUUACAGCCAUUUUCAGGUGGCUAAAUUACAACUACAGCAUGUGACAGUAUCUGUCAUGCAAGAGAAGGAUAUAUCCUGAUGAUGUAUCCUUUAAUUCAGUGUCAUGGUGAACUCGUGCUUGCUUGUAACUAAAGGGUAUGCAAAAUGUUUUCUAUUUGUGACUUUAAAUGAAGCUUAAAUGAAUGAAACCGUUUUUUUUAACAAAUCAACUUUUGUGCUGGCUGUGAAGGGCUACAUUUAGUAGUUGUUUAAAGGUUUUGUGUCUGCUUUGUGCGUGUUUGUUUGUCAGUACAUUAGAUGCAGUGCUUAUCGCAAAAAAAAUCUUUCUUGUACAUGUGCCUCUCCUGUUCCAGAAGCUUAGUUGACUUGGAUGUAAAAGGGUUCUCUUUAGUCUUGUCUAUUUAUGUGCUAACACAAAAUGCCCUCCUGCUAGAGCUCCAGAGAGAAGUGUGAGAGAGGAGAUAUAAAAUGACACUGAAAUGGAAAUAUAUCUUGUUAAGGAUAUCAAACCUUUA